GAUUUGUCUUUUGAACUAAUUUUUUUUGGCCCGUUAGGUCCGUUUUCAAGUGGGUGUUAAUAAAGAGACUGGGAAGGAGAUAGCCAUGAAAGUAGUCAGCAUACGACAACGCGUGCGGGCGCGAGUUGAAUCUCUUAAAGGCCAGUUUGGCUUCAUUGCUUAUGAAAACGAGGAAGGCAAGAACCUGUUUUUCCACAUGAGUGAAGUGGAAGGUGAAGUGGAACUUCAGCCAGGGGACGAAGUGGAAUUUGUUGUGGUUCAGAACCAGAAGAGUCGUAAAAUGAGCGGUUGUAGCUUACGAAGGAUCUGGUCAGUACAACCUUAAGAUUUGCCUUGAAGUUCUUUUACCCAGAUGCCUUUAUUUUCCCACUGAUUUGUCUUUGUUGUUGUGUGGUCGUAUUUUCCCGAACGGUGCACUCUUUUCAAAGACAUUUUAUCCCGUCAGUUUAGUCAAAACAUAGCAAGCAGCAAUUCUAAAUGGUUGUUGCUUAAUCGGUAGUUGCCACAAAACUCCUUCUAAAUAUCAUGUUGAGGUAGGUAUCAGUCCUGUUGAAGGGCGUUAUUUUUGAUACGAAACCCAUCGCUUGCUUUUACUGGUGCCGAGUAGAAAAGCCAUUUAUUGUGUUACAAUUAUCCUUUUGUAUCAGAAUCACCCA
This is a messenger RNA of Orbicella faveolata, 656 nucleotides long. RefSeq names its product cold shock domain-containing protein E1-like. Gene Ontology annotation, molecular function: nucleic acid binding. Lineage: Eukaryota; Metazoa; Cnidaria; Anthozoa; Scleractinia; Merulinidae. The record is from RefSeq and is a predicted model, not a curated record.